This is a messenger RNA of Rhipicephalus sanguineus (brown dog tick), 2958 nucleotides long. RefSeq lists its product as uncharacterized. The transcript has a single exon. Bases 119 to 1957 code for a protein of 612 amino acids. The record is from RefSeq and is a predicted model, not a curated record. Gene Ontology annotation, molecular function: nucleic acid binding. Lineage: Eukaryota; Metazoa; Arthropoda; Arachnida; Ixodida; Ixodidae.
GGCCAUGCUAGCCAUGCCGAGUUAGGCAUUUGUGCCUUUAGUAUUUAGGGGACGCUUAGCCGAGGGUCAUCUCUUACGACGAUUAUAUCGGUGUCCACAACCGUGCUUGCCUAGCAAGAUGGAGGACUUCGAACGGUUUCGGCAGCCGUGGGAGCCGAACGAGCAUUGGGCCAUGCGUCGUGAGUUCAUCCGGCGGCACUGGAGCAGAUUUCCAGAGAACCGACUACUCUGUUUGGCUCAGACGUUCGUGAACAUGGAACUGCUCGGAUGUGCCUACCCGGCCCGUGUAGCAGAACUUGUGCGCGAGUUGGCGAAAGAUGUGCCCAGAUCGGAGCGCGCCAAGGCUCCCGCAGUUGCGCCCGUCGCUUUCGUGAAAGCCAGCGAACCGUCGUCGGAAGAGGCUUCAUCGAAAGCUACUGCAAAAUCGUACACAGCUGUUCCAGUCAGGCAGCAGUUUGUGGGCGGGUUUGCGAACAGAGCUGGCCUCGGAUGCCAACCACGCGAACCGGCUAGCAGCGACGAUUCCGUCGAUCCAAGUAGCGCUGUGCCUACGAGGCAACAGUUUGUCGGCGGCUUUGCGAACAGGGCUGGGCUUGGGUUCGAGACGUGUAAGCGGUCGGCAGACGGUAGCGAUCGUCUCGACUCUGCGAGCGUCGCGAAGGUUAAACGCAGGAAAACCGGCAAGCGGUCGGUGGAGCGUUCCCUUACGCCUACCGAAGAGCCUCCGCCUCCAGUCGAUUGCAAAGAUUCCACGAGGCUCCCGAAAUUUCAGGCCGUCGCGAAGAUGAUCAGAGACAACGUUAUCGACGGGCCCAACACGCUGGACAAGUUGCAGCAGGUAUUCUCCAAGUGCGGCCUCACCCUGGACGUACAGUUCGAGCAGAAACAGGAAGCAGUAAUCAUGUUUGAGUGUGUCGUGUGCUCGGACGGCGAAACACUGGGAAGGGCAACAGCCUCGAAGAAAAAGGAGUCGAAGCGGCUCGCUUUUCAGGAAAUCUGGGACAGUUUUUCCCGCGUUGUGGAGGUCCCUAAACCGCCCCCACGCGUGCCAGCACCGUCUCGCAAGUUAGUACAGAAACCUGGCAACCGCCGUAACGCCAUAAAACCACCAGCUUACCCAGUGGGAGGGUGCAUUCAGCAGAAAUUGGCAGACGACGAUCGCGAGCUAGAUUUAGAAACACUGGUUGUUGUUCAACCCAUGAAUCCUCCCUGCGAUGCUAUGUCAACCUUGAUCAGGACGGCACACACAAACAGGCUCAGAGGCAGAUUUGAUGUUGAAUCUACGGAUUCUGGAUACACGUGCACGUUUGUGCUCGGGCACUGCGAAAUCAGGAACGGUGCAGGCGAGACGACUCAGGAGGCGAAGCUCAAAGCAGCGUCUGCAUCCCUAGCAUACCUUCAGAGCGUUGCUCCUACGCUGCUAUUGAAGCGGCGCGUAGAUGGCUGUGGUCCCGAGCUGACGAAGAACACCUUCGGUGUCUCCGACGAGAGCAAUGGCCCGGAACAAAUAACCUCGGAAAACAUUGGACACAAGCUGCUCAAGAUGAUGGGUUGGAGUGGCGGUGGGAUAGGAAAGGAAGGGCUCGGCAUAGUGGAGCCCGUUAUGCUUAAGGAAACGUGUGGCCGAAAUGGCCUGGGAUUCGGCAGCCCUGGCCGCAUGGAUUGCAACUUCAAGACGAAAGUUCAUCAGGUGCUCAAGGAGUUUGCGGAAACGGUGGUGAUGCAGGACCUUGUGUUUUCUCCAGAGUUUGACAACGAGGAAAGAAAGUUCAUGCAUUCGGUGGCACGCACGUACGGCCUUAAAAGUGUUAGUGUGGAAGGACCGUCGGGCAGGUUUCUCACGGUGCGCCACAAGCUGUCUGUGCGGCAACUUGUGGAUAUGAUCAUUGCUUCUGGACCGACUGAAAAGUACGACGUCAUCUUGCCUGGACAACAAGAUUCCGACGAAGAGAGUUGACAGAAGUCAGUGAAGCUGACGAUGCUUCGUGGUUCUUCAUUGUAUGUAGCAGUGAGAGGAGAAUUCAGUUCCAGCACUGAUAAUGGACAAAAAUUGUGCUACGACAAAUGAAGUGAAAUUUCAAUAAUUACGUGAAUAAAAUUCACCUAAUGUAAAGACUCCUUUGAUGAAGUUAUGAGGAGAAAGAGGAAGUGUAGAUGCUGCGUCUAACACAUGAAAAUCAUUACCGCGGAUAAUGUAGCUUACAGAAACCAUCAAAUUUACUACCCUUGCUAUUCUCAUGUGUCACUAUGAAAAUGCAGUGUGAAUGCUGCAUUUACUCUGUAAAAUGCACAUACAUUUCUGACAAAAUUGCAUCGAAGCAUGAAGCUUGCGGUUACAUUGUCAAAUGGUUUUUAGAAGUAGCUAGGAGCUGUGACACUUCUCAUGUGUCUCACUAGAAAUAUUCAAAAAUUACAUUCCUUUCAACCCUUCUUGUAUUUUUCCCGAAUGGCAAUAAGUGCCAGGAUUGUGCGAAUGUUCAAAGUUCCAGACACGAAUAGAAAAGCUUGCUUUUUAGUUAGGCACUUCACUGGACAAAAUUGUCUAGUAUUCAUUUUUUUAAUAUGAGGAAUAGCGCUCUUGGUGCAAGUCACCUGCAUCAAAUGAUUCUGCUGUAAAAAUAGCUACGGUUGUUGCAGGACGACACCAGUUCUUGAGCAAAUGUGCAGGGUAUACAGCUUCUACUCUAGAAUUUCCAAUAAUUCAUUAAAAAUUCCUCUCUUAUGGAGCUGUAUAUUGCUGCUGAGUUGUCUAAAUUUAUGCAAAGCAACUUGUAUGGUUGCCUCACCCUGCUUAUAUUUCUUGUGCGAGCAUGUGUUGUAGCAUUGCUAUCACCACCCUGAAUAGACACAACAUUAUUUGUAUGCACAAAUCUAGGGGGAGGUCUGUCCUGAUGCAUGCCCUCCCCCACCCCAUGCAUGCAUGUAGAACCAGCGUAUGGCAUGUGACAAAUUCGUUAA